AUGUGGUGGCUGGCGGUGAUCGGCUUCAUCUCCGCCCAUCCAUCGUCCCCAUCAUUACCGAAAUUGCCACAUAAUUGGUUAUCACUAGCGGCUCUGACCCCGACCGAAGCUCCCCCCUCCCGGGAACUCGAUUGGUCGACCCAUUCAUCGAAACUUUGCUCUCGUCUCAUUGGUUUGAAUCCAGUGCAGAAAGAUGUUUGUGCAGAGAAUCCAUUGGUAAUUCAAUAUGUGGCUCGGGGGAUUCGUGAGGCUCUCUACCAUUGUCAAGAUCAAUUCAAAAAUGAGAGAUGGAAUUGCUCUGAUCGUCAUGAGGUCACCGAUACAUCAUAUGGGACAUUCAAGGAUAUUUUGGGGAAAACACUCAGAUCGGCCACCCGUGAAGGAGCCUUUCUCACAGCGAUCUCCACUGCCGGCCUCGUUUAUGAGGUGACGAAGGGGUGCAGCACUGGAAACCUAUCUGAAUGCGGAUGUGACACAAAACCGGACACUCAACGAUACACUGACACCAUUGAAAUGCAACAAGAACCCCGGAAUCCGACUCACCACCGUCUCGGGCAACGAUCAAUCGAGCAUUUUUCAUGGGGCGGAUGCUCGGACAAUGUUCCCUAUGGGAAGAAAUUUGCGCGAAGGUUUUUGGAUGAUUGGGAGACGAGGGAAUUCGAGAAAGAUGGAGACGCGAAACAUCUCGUUCAUAAGCAUAAUUUCUUUGUUGGUCGAGAGCAAAUCGCUCAAAACAUUCGUCGAACAUGUCGCUGCCACGGAGUGUCGGGGAGUUGCGAGUUCAAAACGUGCUGGUUGACGAUGCCGAAAUUCAGCGAAGUGGCGGAGAUGCUGAAGAAGAGAUACGACAACUUUGCCGUCCAGGUAGCCAAGAAAGUUCGGAAGAGGCUUCGAAGGAAGGAAAGAGGACAGAGACAACUUGAGAUUCGAGGCAACGAGUUGACAUAUUUACUUCGUUCUCCAUCCUAUUGCGAAAGAAAUGAUACGCUUGGCAUUUUGGGGACAAGUGGCCGAGAAUGCGUCCACAGAUCGCACAACUCAGAUGAUUGUGAUUUGUUGUGCUGUGGAAGAGGUUACAACACUCGAAUGGAGAGAAGAACGACGCAGUGUCAAUGCAAAUUCGUUUGGUGUUGUCAGGUGAAAUGCAAAGAGUGUAUUCAUGAUGUGACCGUGCACACGUGUAAA
Mesorhabditis belari is the source of this 1185-nucleotide messenger RNA. NCBI's taxonomy places the organism in Eukaryota, Metazoa, Nematoda, Chromadorea, Rhabditida, Rhabditidae. The record is from the annotation of a GenBank genome assembly.